Vanessa atalanta (red admiral) is the source of this 1776-nucleotide messenger RNA. It is a transcript of the gene PIG-A, whose product is annotated as phosphatidylinositol N-acetylglucosaminyltransferase subunit A. The transcript is spliced from 2 exons. Gene Ontology annotation, cellular component: glycosylphosphatidylinositol-N-acetylglucosaminyltransferase (GPI-GnT) complex. The record is from RefSeq and is a predicted model, not a curated record. The coding region runs from base 215 to 1528 and encodes 437 amino acids. NCBI's taxonomy places the organism in Eukaryota, Metazoa, Arthropoda, Insecta, Lepidoptera, Nymphalidae. Gene Ontology annotation, molecular function: phosphatidylinositol N-acetylglucosaminyltransferase activity. Gene Ontology annotation, biological process: GPI anchor biosynthetic process.
ACUGAACAUAUGUAUGUAAUACUAAUCAUUGUUUAUUAAUCAUUUAUUAUUGGUUUGUCAACUCAGUUGUCACUACACUAGUGUCAUAAAAGUUAUCAACCAGCGCUAAGUUGAAUGAGAUAAAUGGUGUAAAAUAUGGAUGAAAUCUUAAUUGUUAAGUGACUGGUUACUUAACAAUUGAAGUUUACUUGAAGGAUUAUGAUGCUUACUUACAAUGAAUAUUCAGACGGAACCCACCAAAAACAAGAAAAGGCAGAUAAUCUGCAUGGCCUCCGACUUCUUUUUCCCGAAUACAGGUGGGGUAGAAGAACAUAUCUACAAUUUGUCACAAUGUUUAAUCAAACGUGGCCACAAAGUCAUUGUAAUUACUCACAGUUACGGUGACCGUAUCGGCGUUAGAUAUUUAACUGCGGGUCUCAAAGUUUAUUAUUUACCUAUACGUGUAUUUUACUCACAAUGUGCACUUCCAACUAUGAUUUGUAAUAUAGCUGUAGUACGUUAUAUUCUUAUAAGGGAAUGUAUUGAAAUAGUACAUGGUCACUCUGCUUUUAGUGUUUUAGCACACGAGGUAUCUAUUAUAGGUAAGCUAAUGGGUCUUAAAACUGUAUUCACUGAUCAUAGCUUAUUUGGUUUUGCUGAUAUGUCAGCAGUAUUGACAAAUAAGUAUUUGCAAAUGUGUUUAUGUGAAUGUGAUCAUUGCAUCUGUGUCUCACACACUGGUAAAGAAAAUACAGUUUUAAGGGCCAAAGUUAAAGCUCAUAAAGUUUCUGUUAUACCUAAUGCGGUAGAUGCCUAUACUUUUACACCAGAUCCAAGUCAAAGAGACCCAAAUGUCAUAACUAUUGUUAUCAUUUCAAGAUUAGUCUACAGAAAAGGUGUAGAUUUAAUGGCUGCUGUCAUUGCUGCACUGUGUCCAAAAUAUCCUCAAAUAAGGUUUGUGGUUGGAGGUGAUGGUCCUAAAAUGUGGUUACUACAAGAAGUAAGAGAGCAAAAAGGUUUUCAACAUUGUGUCACAUUACUAGGUAGUCUUAAGCAUUCGGAAGUUAGAGAUGUUUUAGUCAAAGGUGACAUUUUUUUGAACACUUCAUUGACUGAGGCAUAUUGUAUGGCAAUUGUGGAAGCAGCAUCAUGUGGAUUAAAAGUUGUGUCUACAAAAGUAGGGGGUAUUCCUGAGGUGUUACCUCAGAACAUGAUAUACUUAACAGAACCUGAUGUAACCAGUAUUGUAGCUGGAUUAGAAAUGGCUAUGAAAGAUUUAAAGGAUGGCAAUAUUUUAUGCCCUUAUGAAUGUAAUAAAAUGGUAAGAAAAAUGUAUAGUUGGAUGGAUAUUACUAGAAGAACUGAAAUAGUCUAUAAUAGAAUAUUAUUAAAUAAAAAUAAACCCUUAGGUCAACAAUUAAGAACUUAUCUCAGUUGUGGAGUAUGGCCAUUCCUCUUAGUUAUAAGUUUAAUGUAUUUAUUAUUGCAAUUAGUAGAAAAGGUGUAUAAAAGAAAACACAUUGACAUAGCAAGAGAUUUAGAAUUUUAGAAACUAUUAAAUUGGAUAUAAAGUCGAAUAUUAUUUUAUACCAAAAUUUCAUUCAUAUAAACAAUUUCUUUUUUUUUUAUAAUUGUUUAAAUGACAGAGUCAUACAAAUUACAAUCAAUUAUAAUAUUUAUGAUUAAGUUUGUAUUACGUGGUCAAUAAUGCAGUGGCUUUAAAUAGUUUAAUAAUUGAGAUGUUUGAUUUAAUUUUUUUAUCAAAGACUUGUUUAUGAUGAAUAAUGAGUACAACAC